Molecule: messenger RNA, 825 nt
Organism: Camellia sinensis
Lineage: Eukaryota; Viridiplantae; Streptophyta; Magnoliopsida; Ericales; Theaceae
Source: RefSeq, a predicted model, not a curated record
AUGAGUAGCACCCAACUUAGUGAAUCCUUUAAUGCAUACUUGAAGGACUUCAUUCAGUCUGAUCAUAACUUAAUGCAAUUUUUCAUGCAUUUUGAUCGAGUUCUUUGUGAGAAGAGGUACAAAGAGUUACAAGCCGAAUAUGCUCUAGGCCAAAAGUUGCCAAGGGUGAAUAUUAAAGUAAAGAUUAUAGAGCAAGUUGCAGAUGUUUACACAAAUAAAAUUUAUGAAGAAUUUCAAGAUGAGUAUGUCAAGUCCCUUGAAGUAAACAUUGAAAAAACUGAAAUUUGUGGUGAGAGUACCAUUUAUACGGUUCUUGAUAGUGAUGGUGUAAAGGUGAGGAAGGUGAUAGUGGAGUGUGAUGGUUCACUCACUUGCAAUUGUAGGAAGUUUGAAAUGAAAGGCAUUUUGUGUAGUCAUUGUUUGAAGAUCCUUAGAGAAACCCUAAAAUUCAAAGAGAUUCCUUCCGAAUAUAUUCUCAAGAGAUGGACUAAAAAAGCAAGAGCUGAAAAUGUGAAAGAUAGGUGUGGGCAUGAUAUUAAGGUUGAUGUAAGAUUGCAUCAAACUUCACGCUUUAGAUCAUUGAUGGCAAUUUUCAGAGCAGUAGCGUGUAGAGCUUCCGAAAGUGAGGAAACAUAUAACUUGACAGUAGAGAAAGCGGAUGACUUAAUUGCAAACAUUGAAAGCAUGUUAAGCGCAAAAUUCAAUAUGCCUUUUUCAGAUACUAUUGAACAAGAAAGCCCUCCCGACACAUGCCCCGAAAGCUUUGAAGUGGAUGGUGUACCGGAUACAAAUGUAGUUCAAGCAAAAGGACUUAAACGAAGAUAG